UUUAAUCAUAGAUUAUUCAAUACAGAUUUCCUGAGAAUGCAAGUGUUUUUAGUUUUAGCGCUGCUGGCGGGCCUGGCGCUCUCAGGAGAGGCCACUAACCCGCCGCGCUGGGAUGCCAACUACAUUGUGAAGGGCACGCUGUACAUACCCUAUGCCGAGAUUGCCGAGCCGUUCUACGCUUGGUACGAUAAGAACACCAAACGAUCGCGCAUCGACUACUAUGGGGGCAUGGUGAAGACGUACCAGCUGGCCGGGGAGGGGGAUUACGGCACAAUGCUGAAGCUGGCGCCCAUCACCACGCAGCAGGAGAUGAACAAGCUGACCUGCCUGCAGGUCAACGGCACGUCCGAGCAGAAAGUGGAGACUCAGAGCAUCCUGCCGGACGCCAAGCCAUUCAAGCUAAUCGGCACCGAGACCUUCCUGGGCUUCACCUGCGACAAGUUCCGCCUGGAGGAGACCAUCGGCCAGAAGAAAAACGUAUAUACGCUGUGGGUGCGCUACAAGAAGUCGCCACACUAUCCGGCCAGCCGUAUGCCCAUCCCAGUGCGCUACGAGAUGCGUGGCUACAACACGCUCCUAGGCUCGCAUUACGAUCAUUACUACCUUGACUACGACAGCUAUGAGCACGUCGAUAUCCCCCACGAGGUGUUCGAGAUCGACGAGAGCUUGACGUGCGUGGGCUUCCCCGGGCCGGGCACUGGCCACUAUGCCACCUUUAACCCGAUGCAAGAGUUUAUCUCGCACACUGACGAGCACGUCGAUAGGGCCUUCCACCACUUUAAGCACAAGCACGGCAUGGCCUACCGCACUGAGCAGGAGCACGAGCACAGGAAGAACAUCUUCCGCCAGAACCUGCGCUACAUUCACUCUAAGAACCGGGCUAAGCUGACCUACACGCUGGCCGUCAAUCAUUUGGCCGACAAGACCGAGGAGGAGCUGAAGGCCAGACGCGGCUACAAAUCGUCAGGCGGUUACAACACAGGCAAGCCCUUCCCCUACGAUGUGUCUAAGCACCAGGAUGAGAUUCCCGCCCAGUACGAUUGGCGUCUUUUCGGUGCUGUUACCCCAGUCAAAGACCAAUCGGUGUGCGGAUCUUGCUGGUCCUUUGGUACCAUUGGCCACCUGGAGGGCGCCUUCUUCCUCAAGAACGGCGGCGAUUUGGUCCGUCUCUCCCAGCAGGCAUUGAUCGAUUGCUCCUGGCCGUUUGGCAACAACGGCUGCGAUGGCGGCGAGGACUUCCGCGUCUAUCAGUGGAUGAUGCAGGUGGGCGGCGUCCCCACCGAAGAGGAGUACGGACCGUACCUUGGCCAGGACGGCUACUGCCGCAUCAAUAACGUCACCCUCGUGGCGCCCAUCAAGGGCUUUGUAAAUGUCACCUCCAACGAUCCGAAUGCGUUUAAGCUGGCCCUCCUCAAGCACGGACCCCUCUCGGUGGCCAUUGAUGCCUCACCAAAAACUUUCAGCUUCUAUUCGCACGGCGUCUACUACGAGCCUGAGUGCAAGAACGAUGUGGAUGGCCUGGACCAUGCCGUUCUGGCCGUGGGCUUUGGCACCAUCAAGGGCGAGGACUACUGGCUGGUAAAGAACUCCUGGUCCACCUAUUGGGGCAACGAUGGCUACAUCCUGAUGUCAGCCCGCAAGAACAACUGCGGCGUAAUGACCAUGCCCACCUAUGUGGAAAUGUAGAAUGGUCCUCGGUCCAAUUAUGUUUUUUAUUUUUCUUUACACUUUUUUAUUUUCUCGCCCCGCGGGCUCUAAAUAUGAAAUAAAGUUUCUGAGCUGAUACUAUAUGCUCUUUUGUAA
This is a messenger RNA of Drosophila persimilis, 1803 nucleotides long. RefSeq names its product digestive cysteine proteinase 1 (gene 26-29-p). NCBI's taxonomy places the organism in Eukaryota, Metazoa, Arthropoda, Insecta, Diptera, Drosophilidae. The record is from RefSeq and is a predicted model, not a curated record. The transcript is spliced from 3 exons. Gene Ontology annotation, cellular component: lysosome. Bases 37 to 1686 code for a protein of 549 amino acids. Gene Ontology annotation, molecular function: cysteine-type endopeptidase activity. Gene Ontology annotation, biological process: immune response.